UCUCAUUCAUUCUCAAACAAACAAAAUAAUUUCAUGUAAUUUUUUCUUGUUCCUUUAGACGAAAUUUUACCGCGUAGUAGUAGUGAUGUACAGUAAGUAGAAUUUUUAACGAGCUGCCACGUUAUUGUAAGAAUAAGACAAGUUUAAUGGGCAUAGUUACUAAUUCGAAAUAGUAGAGUUACGCCUUACAUGAAUUCAUAUUUUGUUCUCCUUAUCGAAAGCUCGUCAGCGUCGUAGCUUAGUUUCAUUAUGUCUUCGUGGUUCUCGCAAUUUAGAAAUAUCUUCAAAUUAGAGCAUAAUCCUCUAAAGGUGAUCGAAGUAAAACAAGAUAAGUAUUCCGAUCGUCUUGUGUACAGUCGCGAUAAUGGUAUUCUUCUGUAUGGACCCGGUGGUAAAGAGAAUGAGUUUUACGAAGUACUGUUGCUUCGUCCAUGUAACGAAAGCAUGUGCACAGCUUACAGCAUAUUCCGUUCACUGGAUAUCAGCGAAGCCGAAGUGAAAUUCGUAACGUACAAGGAUAAAAUCCCAGUGUUAUUGAACGUUUGUAAAGAUGCUUGCAAAGUGGACAGUUUACAAAAAAUAUGCGACGUUUUGAACGAAAACCCUUCGUGGACGGUGGCUCAUAUCGCCAUACAGUUGAAUUUACUCGAUGUUCUCUCAAAGCCGGAAAUCAAGAGUCAGUUAUGCAAUCCAGACCCAAUAAGUGGCUUGUAUCCAAUACAUCUAGCUGUGAAGAACGCUAAUCUAUCGGCCAUUAAAAAUCUGCUCAAAGCUGAUAUACCUUUAAAUGUUCUCGACCAAGAAGGUAACACCGUUCAUCAUUACGCAGCUGAAACCAACAAGGAUAUUGUUUCGAUAUUAUCCAGUAAAGCUGCGGAAUGUUUAAAUUAUCGUAACGCCGGCGGAAAUACGCCGCUUCAUGUGGCAUGUCGAGCUGAUAAACAAGAUUGCGUCAAAGCUCUUUUAGUGGCUGGAGCAGACGUGAAUAUCUCAUCGAAACCUCUCACCACCCCGAAUACCUUAUCAGCAGCAAAUAUCGGAAAAGUAGUAAAGGAUCAUGAUAGUAAAUUACACGAAGAUGAUAUUAAAUUUGGCGGAACACCUCUGCAUUGGUCUUGUUCCAAAGAAGUGAUUUGUGAUCUAGUCGUAAAUAACUGUGAUUUAAAUGCUGUAAACUUUAACGGGCAUACUGCUCUUCAUAUAAUGGUUCUCAGGGAAAGAUUAGAAUGUGCGAUUGCAUUGUUGAGUCAUGGUUGUGAAGUAAACGCUGAAGAUGAAGAUGGAAAUACUCCUUUGCAUUUAGCUGUUCAAAAAAAGAACGUACCGUUGAUCCAAGGCUUGGUUAUUUUUGGUGCUAAAUUGGAUAGCAGAAAUAAACUGGGCGAAACACCUCGACACCUGGCGGCAAUUAAUAUAAUGGAUACUAACGCUAGAAAAGCUCUGUAUACGUUACACGCUGUGGGCGCUGCUCGUUGUGGACCUGGUGAUUAUGAUAAAUUGAAAAAUUGUACAGCUGGAUGUCACCCAUCUGGCGAAGAUUGCGGUGUAGCUCCUCCGGAACCGAAAUCAUAUCCGGCGAGAUCCAUUUUAGCUUUGUACGAACAAGAUUUACGUCGCCAUCAUAUGAAAGGAGGUCGAUUAUUAUGCCUUGAUGGAGGUGGCAUCAGGGGAUUAGUUCUGAUUACCAUAUUAUUGCAUUUAGAAGAGGCUGCCGGACAACCAAUACUUGACUGUUUCGAUUGGGUUUCUGGGACAAGCACAGGAGGCAUAUUAGCUCUCGCUUUAGCCGAACGCAAAACGUUAAGAGAAUGUUUGUGGUUAUAUUUUCUGCUAAAAGAACGUACUUUUUGCGGUAACAGACCGUAUAACAGCGAACCUCUGGAGUCCAUGUUGAAGGAGAUUUUCAAAGAUAAGAAAAUGUCAGAAUAUAAACAUCCGAAAUUAAUCAUCACCGCUUUACUGGCGGAUAAUAAACCAGCUGAUAUGCACAUGUUUCGCAGUUACACGCCUCCUUGUGAUAUUGCUUUUCCGCAGAAAAUUCAGCCUAAUGGAUUUCCACCGUUACCACCUCCCGAGGAACAGUUGGUAUGGAAAGCAGCUCGAGCUAGCGGUGCUGCUCCGUCGUAUUUCAGAAUGUUCGAACGUUAUUUGGACGGUGGUCUAAUAGCGAACAAUCCUACGCUGGACACUUUGACCGAAAUACGCGAGUAUAAUUUGGCGAUGAAAUACGUCGGACGAGAAUCCGAAGCUCACGAACCUACCGUAGUUGUAUCUGUGGGCACUGGAACUAUUCCGGUUACCGAAGUUGAAAAUAUCGACGUAUUUAGACCAGGUAAUGUGGUCGACGGUAUCAGACUCAUUAAAGGCGCUAACGCAUUGAAAACGUUACUCAUCGAUCAAGCAACCCAAUCAGACGGACGUGUUAUUGACCGAGCUAGAGCGUGGUGCCAUUUUAUAAACGUUCCGUAUUUUAGAUUCUGUCCGCAAAUGUCCGAAGAAAUCAACAUGGACGAAAAGGACGACCAGAAAUUGGUGAAUAUGUUAUGGGAAACUAAAGCCUAUAUGAUCGCACACCACGAAGAAGUAUUGAAACUGGUGCAUUUAUUAAGAAGUUAAUCGCGUUUUUAUUCUCAUUUUUAUUACGUGUAUUUUAAUAAAAGGGGCCAAUAUAAUAUUGCUGAAAUUAUCACUAUUAAGGCAAUCGUAUAUUGUUACAGUUAUUCUCAAUUUGUACCUCUACGUAAUUUUAGACUUUUUUUAAACAUAUGUAUUCUCGGUGUUUAUAUUUUUUCUAUAAGAGAAAAACUCGUUGAAAAAAAACACAGGUAAGACUAGGUGGGGAUUUUUCGUACGAUUUUUACUCCGUAAAUAUAAUAUUAUUUAUAUUACACUGAUGUUUUUAUCGAAGCCCUAAUGGGGGAUUUUUCUGAAAGAAUUUUAUUUUUCACGUUUCCUAUAUUUAUUUUUUGUUGAUUUCUCGUUUAACUUUUUACAAACUACAUUCAUUUCACAUAUAAUUGUUGAUGUUUUUAAUGGGUAGUCGAGAUAUUGGUGAAUUCUUCAUUCGAUUUCUUUAAAUUAUUCUCAUACGCUAGUCUACGUAUAGGCAAAAUAAUUAUACCUUCGUGUUGUGGCUUUAAUUAUUAGUGUAGUAUUAAAGUGUAUUUAUUGCUUCUGUCAACUGUGCAUUGUUCAACGAUGAUACUGUGAUAAGGUCUAAUUUUUCCUUCUUUUUUUUUAUUCGAUGUUGAUUUUGUUUUAUCGCGGAAACUAUAAGUUUUCUGUUUAAUUGUUCCGCUCAUUAUUUAUGUUGAAGUUUAUUCUAAUGAAUAUAUUUAUACAGUGUUUUUAAUUGAAAUAUACGUUUAUAACGUGAAA
Molecule: messenger RNA, 3378 nt
Organism: Planococcus citri (citrus mealybug)
Lineage: Eukaryota; Metazoa; Arthropoda; Insecta; Hemiptera; Pseudococcidae
Product: 85/88 kDa calcium-independent phospholipase A2-like
Exons: 13
Coding region: 250-2616 (788 amino acids)
Biological process (GO): positive regulation of ceramide biosynthetic process; lipid metabolic process
Cellular component (GO): mitochondrion
Molecular function (GO): protein binding
Source: RefSeq, a predicted model, not a curated record